Mercurialis annua (annual mercury) is the source of this 3066-nucleotide messenger RNA. RefSeq lists its product as uncharacterized. Gene Ontology annotation, molecular function: nucleic acid binding. Gene Ontology annotation, biological process: DNA integration. Lineage: Eukaryota; Viridiplantae; Streptophyta; Magnoliopsida; Malpighiales; Euphorbiaceae. The transcript is spliced from 8 exons. The record is from RefSeq and is a predicted model, not a curated record. Bases 1 to 3066 code for a protein of 1021 amino acids.
AUGGACAGGGCUUGGAAUUAUAUCAACCUUGAUGAGGAGAGGCAGAGGAAAGUAUACGGGAUGGCUAGCCCGGUUCCCAGUAAACCGCAGAGCACUCAGGGAUCUAACCGCAGUCAAGAUCGGUACCGACCUCUGAACGAGACUUCGGGGUACAGGGGUAACAAUUCGUUUAAUGCUCAACCCAGUCCGCCUAGCACGGGGCUUGGUACGAAACCGAGUUUCAGCAUUGGGGGAGGAACGGAAGGAUACGUGGACCGAGCAGGGGUACCCAGACAAUAUGUACCGCUUAACACUUUGAGGGAGCAGAUUUUAUCUCGGAUCAAGCACAAUAAUGAGGAGAUUCGUUAUCCCCCGAGGCUGGUGAAGGACGGAGACCGGUCCAAGUUCUGCGAACUCCAUGAUGGCUAUGGCCAUGAAACAGAAGAAUGUGGGCGUUUGCGGAGUGAGAUAGACAAGCUGGGCCAAGACCGAGGAAAUACAAGGGUCAACUCGGUCAGGUCGGAGCCAGGGGGGAGCAGGAAAGCCCAAUCCCCAUCAAAGAAAACACAAGUCACAGGGGUGAUUAACACAAUCUUAGGAGGAACUUUGGAAUCCGAGUAUAGUCGAAAAUGCAAAAAGAAAAAGCAAAAGAUGGUCAUGUCAGUGUCUACUGGGUCGCCAUGGCCUAGCAUUGUUUUCGGGCCAGAGGACGCGAAAGGGGUAGAAUUUCCCCACGAGGACGCUUUGAUCGUAUCUGCUAUCAUCGGAUCGAAAUGGGUAAAACGACUGCUGGUGGAUGAUGGUAGCUCGGUUAACUUGUUGACUCUAUCAGUCUUUUUGACGAUGGGAGGAUCCAAAACUGAUCUUAAACCAGUGAACAUUCCCCUCCUGGGGCUGGGAGGAGCUCCGGUCAUCCCAGAAGGCAUGGUCGAGCUAGACUUGGAGCUCGGUAUCGAAAUACCCCAGGAGGAUGGAACAGAGGGUAUCCUGGCGGAACUAACACGGAAGUGCAAGCCUGUCAAGCAAAAGAAAAGAACUUUCUCUCUAGAGAAACAGAUUGCUAUCCGAGACGAAGUGGAGAAGCUUUUGAAAGCCGGGUUCAUCAGGAAAGUGGAUUACCCGGAGUGGCUGGCCAAUGUGGUCUUGAUCAAGAAGUCUAAUGGCAGAUGGAGGCUUUGUAUAGAUUUCACUGAUCUAAACAAUGCCUGCCCGAAAGACAGUUUCCCUCUGCCGAACAUUGACCAACUGGUGGAUGCAACGUGUGGAUUCGCAGUCUAUGCAUUCUUAGAUGCUUCUCAGGGAUACCACCAGAUCCCGAUGAACAAAGACGAUGAAGAAAAGACAGAAUUCACCACGGAUCUGGGGACAUAUUGCUACAAGAAGAUGCCUUUCGAUCAACUGGGCAAGAACGUCGAGGUUUAUGUAGAUGACAUAGUCGUGAAAUCCAGAGGGAUCGAGGAUCACGCAGGGGACCUGGCAGAAACUUGUGAAAAGAUGAAGGGUUUCAACCUUAAGCUGAACCCGGAGAAGUGUGUCUUUGCAAUUCGGUCUGGGAAGUUUCUUGGGCACCUCAUCUCGGAGAAAGGCAUCGAGUCGAACCCGGAGAAAAUCGAGGCAGUAAUGAACAUGAAAGCCCCAAACUCAGUAAAAGAAGUGCAAAAGUUGAAUGGAAGAGUCACGGCACUGGGAAGGUUCAUGAAGGAGUGCAACGCAGCUUUUGAAGAGCUGAAGGUUUACCUCAGCACACCCCCAGUGCUAGGUAGACCCGAGCCAGGAGAAAUCUUGUACUUAUAUCUCUCGGUGAAUGAUGAGACAGCAGCGGCAGUCUUGGUGAAGGAAGAUAAAGUGGCAGCGGAAAAGCUAAGGAGAUAUUUCGAAGCUCACAUCAUAGUAGUACGGACGAACCAACCUCUGAGAAAGACGUUACAGAGGCCAGAAAUGUCGGGACGGCUGGUAUUGGCUGAUUUUAUAGCCGAGACUACAGCAAGUGACCAACCUGAGGAGGCUGAUGAACAACUUCUAAAGUGGGUCCUAGAAGUCGAUGGGGCAUCAAAUCUGGAAGGAUCCGGAGCAGGCGUGGUCUUGAGAGGCCCUCACGGAGUUACACUCCGAAGCUCGGUAAAAUUCGAUUUCCCGGCGUCCAACAACGCCGCGGAAUAUGAGGCUCUGCUGAUCGGAUUGAGAAUGGUAAAUAUGGUCAAAGCCGAGCAUCAAGUUCCCCGUUUGGAAAACCAAGAAGCUGACGUACUGGCCAAAGCAGCAACAGUGGAUGAAAAAGAUACCUGGGGUCCAUUUCUCUGUUCAAAAGCAUUCCAGCAUCGACAACCACGAAACCAUCUUUCUGACCCAGCCUUUGGAGAAUUGGAUGCAAGGCAUAGCCCACUACCUGAUGGACGGAACUCUGCCAGAGAACAGAGACAAAGCAUACAAAAUCCUGCGACAAGCCCCGUACUAUGCUUUCCUCGAUGGAGUCUUGUACAGAAAGUCAUUCACCCACCCGUGGUCGAGAUGCCUAACAACAGAGGAGGGCGAGUAUGUUCUGAGAGAAAUACACGAAGGUAUUUGUGGGGCGCACAUAGCUCCUCGCAUGUUGGCAAAGAAAGCAGUUUUGCAGGGAUGGUCAGGCAGGCGGAGGAGAUAGUAAAGAAGUGCGAGAACUGUCAGAGGCACCAGAACAUCCGACAUGCUCCAACCACAGAGCAGUGUCCUAUCACCAGUCCUUGGCCAUUUGCAACUUGGGGGAUUGACAUCCUGGGACCAUUCACGCCAACCACGGGGCAGAAAAAGUUCUUGAUAGUGGCAGUAGAUCACUUUACGAAGUGGAUCGAGGUAGAAGCAGUAAGCACCAUCACCGAAGCUCGGAUCCGGGAUUUCUUCUGGAGGCAAAUUGUAUGUCGAUUCGGGAUACCCAGAGCGUUGGUAACCGACAACGGGAAGCAGUUCAACUGCCGAGCCUUCAGAGAAUUUUGCAACGAUUUGCACAUCGACUUGCGUUUCACUUCGGUGGUUCAUCCGCAGAGUAAUGGGAUGACUGAGGUAACCAACCGGACAAUUCUAAAAAGGGUAUAUUACGUAAAGUGUGCGUAA